This is a messenger RNA of Lactuca sativa (garden lettuce), 1781 nucleotides long. Lineage: Eukaryota; Viridiplantae; Streptophyta; Magnoliopsida; Asterales; Asteraceae. The record is from RefSeq and is a predicted model, not a curated record.
AUGGUGAAGUUCUGCAAUAAUAUGAACAAAACAGAUUAGAAGAUAUGCCUAGCUCUAUAGAGCACAUAAACAGAUUCGAUGUAUUCUAAUUACAACUUUGAAUGGCAUGGACGAUAUGACCAUAUCUUUUUGAAACCAUGAAUGCAAAAAUGGGGAAGACGAUAUAUUUUGUAUUUAUAGAUUUUGGACGAUAUCUUUUUUUACAAUUCUUUGAUUUAGUUUCUAUUCUGGAAGCUGAUAGAGCUUCUUUUUCUGCGAUAGAUUUAAGAUCUUGUGUGAUUGUAACCACGAUUUACUUAGAUUCUUUCCUUAAAACAAAAAUGGAAAUGAUCUUGGAGAAACAAUUAUUCCAAAUACGUAUAAAAAGAUAGCUAGCUACCUAGGAUUGUUAUCGUUAUAAUAAUAACUAGUUAAGAAAUAUAACUUGUUUCUUUGAUCUCCUCACCCACCGCUCUGUUCUGUUUCGUGUUGUUUGAUUUGAUGUCCAUGGAGCCAUGCGCAGACAUGGAGUGUUGCCUGAAAGUCCACUCCAAGUGUGAGUCGUGUAUGAUGAAGACGAUUGAGGUGUUACGUUCUAUCAGUGGAGUCUAUUCGGUGACCUGGGAUGCUGAAAAAAAUAUUUUCAAAAUAUCUGGAGAGGUUGAUCCAAACAUACUUCUCAAGGCAGUGAUGCGGACAGGUGAACAUGCGGAGCUCGUCAAUGUAAAACUCAAUCACCCACAGCUAAGACACACAAACUAUAACUAUAAUUAUAAUAAUCAUAAUUUUGGUUAUGGUUAUCAUAUUCCUUCAUCCUCCUCCUACAGGAGGAGGGAUAUAAGGCCACUGCCUGAGCAUGAAUUCUACCCAGUUACUAGUAGUGCUUACAGGAGGCCACCUGGGAUUCAGUAUCUGCCUUCUAAUUACGACACCACCAGCUAUGGCUAUGGCUAUGAAAACCCCCUGCCACCGGCAACCUAUGUGCCAUCAUAUCCAUAUCAAGAGCAUGAUCCAUAUGCUAAUUAUGAGGGGGUCAGCUUUUGCACCAUCAUGUGACCCUGCCAUUGGAGAUUUGGACUCAACUUUUCAACAUCAAUGUAUCUCUUGUUUCUUUAAUAUUUGUUUUUAGGUUUCUCAGAAACGUUUGAUGAUAUUUUAGCCUAAGUACGUAAAAUAUUUAGGUCAUGUGAGUAUGUGACGUCCUUUGCAGUUUGCAUCCACCGUGAUUUGUUUUUUUUUUUUUCUCUAAAUGGGGAAGACAUAGUAUUUGCGAAAUUUCUUGCGGAAGGCUAGCUAAUUUACAAUGUGUAAGUAAAACAAGGAAUCUAGAAACACAACCAACCAAACUAGUAACAUACCAAACAAUUUGAUUUCACUCUAUUCCAUUUGUCACUGAUAUAAGUUUGACACUACAUCUUGCCCGUGUAGUGUCUCGAGGUCCCUCUUUAAACCAUGAUACCAGCCCUCCUAGAUAUGUAACUUGUUUCGCCCAACAAUCAGCUAAUCAAGAAGGUGAUCCUAACCCCCGACCAGCUGUGUCUAACCCGCUACAGUCCCUUCAUAGUCAAGCUCUUUCAACAACUCGAUCAGACGACAAUGACUAGAUUAACAACACCCUUGGUCCAUGUAGCCCCUUUUAAACCAGAUGAGCAUGAUUUUCAUCUUCUUAGUCGACAUGGUCACGACAUAAUGACAGGUUGCCUUCACACCGCCAUUUUAAGGAAAGUCGGUGAAUGUGAACAAUUUUUGGAUAAUGGUUGCGAAAGAUUUUUUUAGAGAGGAAUGUGCAAAUAGAAAGGAAA